This is a messenger RNA of Adineta ricciae, 3288 nucleotides long. The record is from the annotation of a GenBank genome assembly. NCBI's taxonomy places the organism in Eukaryota, Metazoa, Rotifera, Eurotatoria, Adinetida, Adinetidae.
AUGAUCAGUAGUGAAUCAUACUCGUUUCAUCGAACGCAAAUCGAUCAACCUUGCUAUUUUAUAGAUACCCACAGGCGCACUAAAACGAUACACACGCACAAGCAUUCAACUGUAUAUCUCUACCUCCUGACAUUUAGUUUUUGUAAAAGUGUGUGUUUUGAAGUCCAUACGAUGACGAUCAUAGAUCGAAUAACGGAUACUGUUCGUUCACUAGUACCAGGUGGCGCACAAAAGAAGAAAAAACAAAAAAGUGGUGAUGAUUUUGAAAAUUUGAAAAAAGAAGUUACAAUUGAUGAUCAUAAAAUAACAUUAGAAGAACUAGUUCAACGAUACGAAACAAAUAUCGAACAAGGCUUGUCAAGUGAAAAAGCUCGACAGUUGUUGGAAAAGAAUGGCCCGAAUGCAUUGACACCUCCGCCUGAAGUACCCGAAUGGGUGAAAUUCGCAAAAUUACUUUUUGGUGGCUUCUCUGGCUUGCUAUGGGUUGCUGCUAUACUCUGUUUGAUCGCUUAUGGUGUGCAAGUCGGUACAGAUCCAACAACACCCAAAGAUAACUUAUGGUUAGGCAUUGCACUGAUAGUCGUCGUCUUUAUUACAGCUGUAUUUGCUUAUUAUCAAGAAUCGAAAGCUGGGAAAAUUAUGGAGUCGUUUAAAAAGAUGGUUCCUCAACAAGCUGUUGUACUACGUGACGGUCAUAAAAUUGAAAUAUCUGCGGCGGAGUUAGUCGUUGGAGAUAUUGUUUUUGUUAAAAUCGGAGAUAAAACGCCAGCAGACAUUCGAGUAUUAUCAUCACAAAGUUUCAAAGUCGAUAACUCAUCAUUAACUGGUGAAAGUGAACCAUUAGCUCGAUCACCUGAUUGUACACAUGAUAAUCCCCUUGAAACAAAAAACCUUGCAUUUUUCAGUACAUUUGCUGUUGAAGGUGCAUGCACUGGUAUGGUUAUUCGAAUUGGUGAUGAAACUGUUAUGGGUCGUAUCGCUGCAUUAGCUAGCGGUCUCGGUACUGAUAUGUCACCGCUGAAUGUUGAAAUUAACCAUUUCGUUCAUAUUGUUACUGCUGUAGCUGUAACUUUUGGAAUUAUUUUUCUCAUUAUUCUACUUGCCAUUGGCACAGGUGUUCUACGCGCAAUCGUUUUCGUCAUUGGUAUUAUCGUCUCAAACGUUCCCGAAGGUCUUCUGGCAACUAUUACUGUCAUGUUAGCUCUUACAGCACAACGUAUGGCGAAAAAGAAGUGUCUAGUAAAAAAUUUAACUGCUGUAGAAGCUCUCGGUAGUGUCUCAACGAUAUGUUCUGAUAAAACGGGUACAUUGACACAGAAUCGUAUGACAGUCGCACAUUUAUGGCUUGACGGAGCCAUCGCAGCUGUGAACUUAUCGCAUACGCAUGAUGCAGAAUUAGCCUUCGAAAAUCCACUAGUUGAUCCGAAGACAGGAGAAGAAACCAAAACAGUCAAACCAGAUCGGCCAGGAUAUCAAGCACUUCUACGGUGUUCUAUGUUAUGCGCAAAAGCUGUUUUUAAACCUGACGAAGAAAACAUGAGUAAACCACCGUUACAACGUACAGUACAAGGUGAUGCUAGUGAAACAGCUAUUCUUCAGUUCGGUGAAAUCGUUCACGGACAAGUUGAAGAGUAUCGUGCGAAGAAUAAGCGCGUUUGUGAUAUUCCAUUCAACAGUGCCAAUAAAUAUCAAGUAUCUGUACAUGAAACCAAUGAUGGCGAUGAAAGACAUUUAGUAGUGAUGAAAGGUGCACCUGAACGAAUACUUGAACGAUGUCAAAAGAUUUUCAUCAACAAUACAGAACUAGAUUUGAACGACGAAUGGAAACAGAAAUUCAAUGAUGCUUACAUGGAAUUAGGCGGUUUAGGAGAGCGUGUGCUUGGUUUUUGCGAUUUAAGAUUACCAUUAGGAAAUUUUCCACGAGGUUUCAGUUUUGAUCCUGAUAAUGUAAAUUUUCCAUUGAGAGGUUUACGUUUUCUUGGUUUCAUUACAAUGAUUGAUCCACCACGACCUGGUGUCGCUGAUGCCGUAGCUAAGUGUCGUACUGCAGGUAUCAAAGUUAUUAUGGUUACUGGUGAUCACCCAAUCACGGCUAAAGCAAUCGCUCGAGGCGUUGGUAUAAUUACAUCCGACACAGCACAAGAUUUAGCGAAACGUCUUAAUAUAUCUCCCGACGAUGUGGACCCACGAGAUGUUCGUGCUAUUGUUGUAUCUGGUGCUGAAUUAGCUGAGUUAUCAUCUCAGCAGUUAGAUGAAGUUUUGAUAUUCCAUCCGGAAAUAGUCUUUGCUCGAACAUCGCCUCAACAAAAGUUAAUUAUUGUCGAAGGUUGUCAACGGCAAGGCUGGAUUGUUGGCGUCACAGGUGAUGGUGUCAAUGACUCACCUGCUUUGAAAAAAGCCGAUAUUGGUAUAUCUAUGGGUAUCACAGGUUCUGAUGUAAGCAAACAAGUUGCUGAUAUGAUCUUACUCGACGAUAAUUUCGCUACUAUUGUUACUGGUAUCGAAGAAGGUCGCCUGAUCUUCGAUAAUUUAAAAAAAGUUAUUGCUUAUACGUUCACCAAAAAUUUAGUCGAAUUACUACCGUUUCUUGUCUAUGUUGUUGCUGAUGUUCCACUUGCUCUAAGUACAAUCACUAUCCUAUGUAUCGACUUAGGUACUGAUAUCGUACCUAGUAUUUCUUAUGCAUACGAAGGAAUCGAAGCAGAUAUCUUGAAACGUCCACCGCGUAAGAAAACAGAUAAGAUGGUUACCAGUCAAAUGGUUACAUUAUGCUAUGGACAAAUUGCUAUGAUUGAAGCGAGUGGUGCUUUCUUUGCCUAUAUGGUUGUCAUGGCUGAGAAUGGCUUUUGGCCGUCGAGACUGCUCGGUUUACGUGAAGCGUGGGAAUCGACAUCUGUCAAUGAUCUACGCGAUAGCUAUGGACAGGAAUGGACAUACGAACAACGACACAAUCUUGAUUUGGCUGCUCAAACAGCUUAUUUCAUUGGUGUUGUUAUUCUCCAAUUUGCUAAUUUAUACGGAAAUAAAACAACGCGUCGAUCGGUCUUUCAACAGGGAAUAUUUAGUAACCGCUUUAUGAUAUUCGCUAUAUUUUUUACUAUCGCACUGGCUUGCUUUCUUCUCUAUGUUCCAACACUCAAUCGGGCACUCAAUCUUGCUCCAAAUCGAUUUCUUUGGUGGUUACCAGCAAUACCAUUUUUCUUCUAUUUGUUUGCAUUUAACGAGGCAAGAAAAUUCUUCAUUCGAAAAUAUCCUGGCCGAUAUCCAUCACGUCAACUUACUUACUGA